Messenger RNA from Caenorhabditis sp. 36 PRJEB53466, 1738 nucleotides. The record is from the annotation of a GenBank genome assembly. NCBI's taxonomy places the organism in Eukaryota, Metazoa, Nematoda, Chromadorea, Rhabditida, Rhabditidae.
AUGGCUAUUAUACUUUUGACAAUCAGUGCUCUUAUUGUGGGAGUUGUGAGGUAAGCGCCAUCGUGUUCCAACACAACUUGUGACUUUUCAGCUUCUACCUCUGGACGUGGACGUACUGGAGGCGACGUGGCAUCGAUGGACCCAUCGGUUACCCGUUCAUCGGAAUCGCUCUUCAGAUGCUCGACGCCGAGCAUCCGCCGUAUCUGCAGUUGAGAGAAUGGACUAAACAGUACGGAAAAGUGUUCGGAAUGACCGAAGGACUCGCCAAAAUCAUGGUCAUCUCGGAUCCGGACCUCGUGCACGAGGUGUUCGUGAAGCAGUACGACAACUUUUACGGCCGCAAGCUGAAUCCGAUCCAGGGAGAUCCGAACAAGGACAAGCGGGUGAACUUGUUCGCGGCGCAGGGACACCGAUGGAAGCGACUUCGCAACAUUUCCAGUCCCACUUUCUCGAAUAGCAGUCUGAGAAAGUUGAAGAGUACGGUGGAGGAGAGUGCGGUCGAGUUGUUGAGGCAUAUUGAAGAGCAGACGGCCGGAGGGCAACAGAUCGACAUGUUAGAGUGAGUUGGGGGUGCUAGGCCAUCAAUUGGUUGGAACAAGCUUUUCAGAUUCUACCAAGAAUUCACUUUGGAUGUGAUCGGCCGAAUCGCUAUGGGUCAAACCGACACACAAAUGUUCAAGAACCCCAUGUUACCCUUUGUGAAACGAGUGAGUUUCUCACUUUUUCACUCUUCAACUCGAACGGAUGCUUCAGGUCUUCGGAGAACCUCGAAAAUUUAUUUUCCUGACCGGCGGCACGAUUCCGGGAUUCGGAAAGAUCAUGAGAAAGAUCUUGAUGAACUACCCGUCGCUCUUCUCGAAUCCAGUCAUUUACAUCUUCAAACAGAUGGAAAAGGCGGUCGAGCAGCGGAUAGGCCAACGAGAAACGGACGCAAGGCGGGAAUCGAGCCGGGAGAGCCCGCCGACUUUAUCGAUCUGUUCCUGGACGCGAGGGCCGACGUGGACAUGCUCGCCGAGAGCAACGACGAUUUUACCAAGGCGGGAGUGAAGGUGUCGCGGCAGCUGACGACCGACGAGAUCGUCGGACAGUGUUUCGUGUUCCUGAUUGCUGGUUUCGACACGACCGCGCUAUCACUCUCGUAUUCUACCUACCUCCUGGCAACCAACCCACUAGUUAUGGCCAAAUUGCAAGAGGAGGUGGACAGAGAGUGUCCGGACCCCGAGAUCACUUUCGAUCAGCUGGCAAAACUGAAGUACAUGGAGAUGGUGAUCAAGGAGACACUUCGAUUGUAUCCACUCGGGGCGCUGUAAGUUUAUUGUUGCAACUGGGAGGUCAGAAUAGAGAAUUUGUUGAUUUCAGAGCCAACUCGCGUAAAUGCAUGAGAAGCACCAGGAUCGGAGAGUUCGACGUCGAGGAGGGAGUGGAGAUUAUGUGUGACACGUGGACUCUCCACUACGACCCGAACAUUUGGGGCGCGGACGCAGAGUCAUUCCGGCCGGAAAGAUGGGAAGGCGCGGCGGAGCAGCAUAAAAGCGGCGGCUACAUUCCAUUCGGACUGGGACCGCGACAAUGCAUCGGAAUGCGGCUCGCUUAUAUGGAGGAGAAGCUGCUCUUGGCUCAUCUCCUUCGCAAAUACACCUUCCAGCCGGGCGCCCGCACUCGCAUCCCGCUCAAGUUGGUCGGAAGGGCCACCACGCAGCCGGACAGUGUUUGGAUGCAUCUCAAAGCGAGGGAAUAA